AUGAGCGCCACUUUGACUCGUUCGACGUCUUUUACUCGGGAAGGGCCGACAGUGCGCGUCACACCAUCUCCGGCUGUUUGGCCGAGACCCGUGCUCGUGCAGUGUAAGGUUCCCAGCCAGCUGGAGUCCCAACGAGAGACUCCAUUGCUGGUUCCGCUGGAUGCUGGUGCAAUGCAGCUGCGCAAUCUGCAGCCAAAGAACGUUCUUGAGCACAAGCAGUUGUCGUGGGACUUCAAAUGUGGCCGGAAAGUCAAAUUGGACACCCGGCCGGCGAAGCAGAGCGUGGAGAUGCAACUUCGGCCCACGGCCUGGAAGGAUGGCGGGGCCGUGGUCAUUGUUUGCUUGGUGGCCUUCAACCCGGUCCUCGGCAAAGGUGCCUGGCGCUUGCUGGGCCACGCGGAGGUAAGAGUGAGCCGCAUGAGCCGCGAGGAGACGCAGCUGCCGGAGGACGUGGGCAAGGUGUUUCGUGAGCUGAAGAGGUGGGCCGUCCAUUUGCAGCACGGUUCAUGCGGGGCCCCGCAAGGCCCGCAUGAUGCAAAAACGGUGGUUGGAACGAUCCAGCAAGUCAAAGCACAGAUCUCCACUGAGAUGCUGAAGCUGAUGAGGGUUAGUUUCAGUGAUGCCGCGCGCAUCACUUUCCAAGAGAUGGAGCAGACAUGGGCAUCAGAGCGAGAACCACAGAUCCAAGACUGCAGGGAGAUGUCUUACACGCUGGAUGGCUUUCCGAUGUUUGAGCUUAAUGCAGAGGAGGAUGCCUCGCCUGUGCAAGGUGCGUGGCACAUGGUAUCUAUGAAGGUGUGCGAUCUCUUCCUGCAGCUGCAAAAAAUGUAUGCGGACGCAUUGAUCCAAGUGAGUGAAUCAGAGGCAAAGGCCAAGGUUCUGGAGUUUGUUGCGCCGGUGCGGGAGGAGCUGGAUGCCUGGGCGGCCGAUUUGGAGGUGCAGGUCCAGCAUGUUCCGUCUCACAGGGCACGCAAAAUCAUCAAGGCCUCAUGGCGGGAAAUCAUCACUCAAAUGCAGGCGCUUCUGCCAGGAACAAUGACCAACGCGGCGAAGGUGUUGAUUGAAGGUUGUUCAAAGCGACCGGCGGGACAUGUUGCCCGCACGCUCAGCGGUUUUCCACCCCUGGAGCUCCCUAGUUGCUUCAUGGUGCCUGACGAGCCUACGCUCAGUCAGAAAGUCAAACGCGUGGUCUCCCAGGAGUUAUGUGCUCUCUUCCUGCAGCUGCAGCAGAUGUACAAGCCAGUUUGCGUGAUUCAGGCUUCACCGGAAGAAGCAGCAGUUCUGGAAUUUGCCAGCCAAGUCGGGCAGGAGCUGACAGCUUGGGCUGCUUACCUACGGGAAGCGUCUGACUUGCCAGCUUCAGAUGCUGAUUCGGCAGCUGCAGUGGACUUGGUUGCUAGGGCGCAACAGCUGAUUUGGGCAAACAUUCAGAAAUUGACCGGGCUGACAGGGCAAUUCAGCAAUGCGGCAAAGGUGUUGCUUGAAGGCUGUUCAAAGCGAGCAGCAGGACCCGUUGCGCGUACUCUGAGCGGAUACCCGCCCUUGGAGACACCAAGCUGCUUCAUGGUUGCUGGGGAGCCUCCUACGCUCAGUCAGAAAGUCAAACGCGUGGUCUCCCAGGAGUUAUGUGCUCUCUUCCUGCAGCUGCAGCAGAUGUACAAGCCAGUUUGCGUGAUUCAGGCUUCACCGGAAGAAGCAGCAGUUCUGGAAUUUGCUAGCCAAGUCGGGCAGGAGCUGACAGCUUGGGCUGCUUACCUACGGGAAGCAUCGGACGCAUCUGAUUCGGCAGCUGCAGUGGACUUGGUUGCUAGGGCGCAACAGCUGAUUUGGGCAAACAUUCAGGAAUUGACCGGGCUGACAGGGCAAUUCAGCAAUGCGGCAAAGGUGUUGCUUGAAGGCUGUUCAAAGCGCGCAGCAGGACCCGUUGCGCGUACUCUGAGCGGAUUCCCGCCCUUGGAGACGCCAAGCUGCUUCAUGGUUGCUGGGGAGCCUCCUACGCUCAGUCAGAAAGUAAAAAGCGUGGUCUCCCAGGAGUUAUGUGCUCUCUUCCUGCAGCUGCAGCAGAUGUACAAGCCAGUUUGCGUGAUUCAGGCUUCACCGGAAGAAGCAGCAGUUCUGGAAUUUGCUAGCCAAGUCGGGCAGGAGCUGACAGCUUGGGCUGCUUACCUACGGGAAGCAUCGGAAGCAUCUGAUUCGGCAGCUGCAGUGGACUCGGUUGCUAGGGCGCAACAGCUGAUUUGGGCAAACAUUCAGGAAAUUGACCGGGCUGACAGGGCAAUUCAGCAAUGCGGCAAAGGUGUUGCUUGA
Effrenium voratum is the source of this 2307-nucleotide messenger RNA. NCBI's taxonomy places the organism in Eukaryota, Dinophyceae, Suessiales, Symbiodiniaceae. The record is from the annotation of a GenBank genome assembly.